This is a messenger RNA of Orbilia oligospora ATCC 24927, 3330 nucleotides long. RefSeq lists its product as uncharacterized. Lineage: Eukaryota; Fungi; Ascomycota; Orbiliomycetes; Orbiliales; Orbiliaceae. The record is from RefSeq and is a predicted model, not a curated record. The transcript has 2 exons. The coding region runs from base 1 to 3330 and encodes 1109 amino acids.
AUGCCUUCUCGGCCCGCCAUGGCGGAUUCACCACCAAAGGCCAAAGCAAUGUCCCAUCAAAGGCGACGGUUUUCUAUUUACCAGCGAGGUCAAGAAGUCACAGUUGGCCCAUUAGGCUUUGAUGUGCCGAUCAACGGUGACAAAACCGCCUUCCCAUCAGAUGAGGUCGACGAGGAAGAUCGUCUUAGUGGGGUAGAGUACCCGAGCUCGGACGACUACGAAAGGGAAGUGAAAAGGCGCAGGAUUGAGAGAAACGCUAGAGAUUAUCUUUGUGGUCGGAGACUGAACCUCUAUUCGACAACAUUGAGGGGUCCGCUAGAAAAGAGUUAUUGGGGACAAAAGGCCAAGGUUGUCGGAACUCCGCUGGAAAUCGUAGCUGAAGGGUUGAAAAAGGAUGUAAUACGGGGGCAGCGUCGGAGGUCGGAGGCUCUAGCAGAUAUACGUUCUUUGACAACGUCUCCCAAAGUCCCCAUUCGAAGGGACAAGGGCCAUCGAAUUACUCUCUCUCAAAAACUCUUGUCCCAACAGCGAAACGAAGAGCCAUCCAUAGUCGAUAGCCAGCCGUCGAUAGGGGUCACUUCCACACCGAUACAUUACCCAUCAAGCCCGCUACAAACUUCUAAAAAUGCUACACCUGAAACAGGGAAGUCAGCUCGUUUGUUAUUGGCGACCGCCGAUUCAGUGAGGACGACCAAAGUACGCUUGAAUAAGCACUCGCAGGAAGAAUCCAUUGUUCCAGCUACAUCGCCAAGAAACAAGCCAAAUCAGUUUACGCAAAUGUCCUCUCAGAGUAGUUUUAUAGAUCUCACGGGUGGGGGCGAGGCAUCCGGGCUACUAUUGGACGACGCUACCGUAUUUGAUAGCGAUUAUACUUCUCCAUUGGUCCAGAAAUUAAAACCUCAGGCAAAGACCCAAAUUAAUGGCAAAUCUAUUGCUAAGAACAAAGUGGAAAGAACCCGGAGUCGCUCUGCGGAAGCAGGAGCAUCUGAAUUGCGUUCAAGCCAAAUACAAGGACAUAGUACCCUCAAUAUUGACCUGGACAGACUCGGUCAAAUCAGCAAAGAGUUAGGGAUAGAUGACAGUGGGCUCUUGGACGAUACUACGAACUUCUUCCGGAAUGAAAUCGGGCCGAGACACGGACGUGAUCAAUCACCUGCAACCACCCUAAAGAUUUCACUGCCAAAGUUUGGUACGCGGAAUAGUCAUAAAGGUCAAGCUCCUACAAGCCCAACGGCGGAUGCUGCUCUUAGAAAGGCCUUGAAACCCGCGCCUGUUCAUAGGAGGCGGAGCGACCUCGGCCACAGUGUUUCUAUGAACGACAUGAUUGCACGAACAGCUGCAUCUUCUAAAAUCCUGCGUCGUCCGAAGCAACGGUCGUGCGAAGAUCAAGGAGUUCAAGAUCCAACCCCUCACAAACUUACUUCCAGUUUACCUUUGAAGAACUGCGAUAAAAGCUCGCCCCCUGUUGAGGAGCAACACGUAGGUACUGCUCAGAGGGAGCAGCCACCGGGUUUGAUGAACGCUUUGGCCCUCGAAGAGAUUCCAGACAAACCAGGAGAAGCAGGAGAUGAGGAUGAGGAUACGGAUAUGGUUCCUGAGAGCCCUAUCGAAAAAUCCAUGUCUAGUGAACCUAUGCCAGGGCUGCCGGAGACAGUAACCCAGCCUCCAAUGAGAUUAUCUCAGAUGCCAACACCUUUACCACCCAGCCCACUUGCUCUCCUCAGUCAUACCAAACAAGCGACGCCAAAUAUCCCGGAAACUGUGGUGGAAGAAGCCAUUGAAAAACCGCCUGUGGAUGUCGCUGUUAAAGAGAAUGAGCCUACUUUUCGUCCCGGCCCUAGGCCGAAAAAGUUUGGAACAAAGGCUAAGCUGGGCAGAUUGACAGCGCUCAAAAAUAGUAGCGUGGAGGAGGAGAAACCUCAAGUUUCUCUCCAUGAUAGGAAAAUUGCGACGCCCGUCUCCCGGCUCCGCCAAAAGAUGGCGGAAUUCUCACCCAUUUCCCCCAUGCCAAUGAUCAAUGACGUAUCGCCAAUGGCGGAAUCCCAGCCGACGCGUGAAAUCCAUAAAUCUGGCAUUAGACUACAGGAAAGAUUGAAAGACGGACAGCACAAAAGAUCCUCACAAUUGAGCUCGCCCCCGCCGUCUAGUCCACCGGAGGCUCGAGCUCCUGCAGUAACAACAGUUCCAUCCGAAGAGAGCUAUGUAGAGGUCCCUGCCACUUCCAAGGAAGCAACUACUGCUGAACCCUCGCCGACGACAGAUAACCCGGAAAUAAUCGCUUCAGGUGCUCCUCCUAGCCCACCCCAAGAACCUCGAGAAGCUGAGGAGGAGGAAUCGACUCUUGAGAUUUCAAGUAGUCGUUACCGAAAGAUCGAAGAGUCUUUAAAUAACGGUGUUUCUGAAGCUAUUCCUUUGGCUCUCGUUGAAGAGACUAUUAGCCAUAUUUCAGCAACGCAUCCCGAAUCGUCUGCAGGUAUCGCGGAUGCUAAUGAAACCGAAGUAUCUCUUAACCUUAACAAGGAAAUAUCAGAAAACCCUCCGGUCGAUAUAACCGAGAAGAUUCUCGAAUCGGUUCCUUCAACGGCUAUUCCGCCGAUAGACAAUGAUCCUGUAGGCCCCGGGGCCCCGGGUUUAGCACCAAUAGAAUCUUCCCCAAAACAAGUUCUCCCAACUGUCCCCAGGACACCUCCUGCCGGUACCCAAACCAGUCAUGUUUCGAUUCCGGAGAGCUUUAAGAAGGCGAUCGCUGCCCCAAUAAAUUAUAGAUUUACUUCUCCUGCUGCACCACUACCACCACCUUUUCUUCCAAGCACUGGCUUCACACCAAUAAACACAGAACAAGUCUUAUCUAGCCCUGGAUCAACAAAAAUAAUCAGCCCAGCGUCCAGUCGGGUUGACCUUACUCUAGGACCAUUCUUUACUACAGAGAACGACAUUGAAUUUACCCCCUUUCGUGCCAUACGAUCUCCCGAGCAACCCAAAAAAACCCGUACGCAAAGCCGCAGUAGCAUUGGCGACGCUAUCGGCGUUGAAGGCACAGAGCCAAUCAGCCCAUUUACUUUUAGUCAAUUUAUGAAACCAGUUGAAAGUCAGUAUCAAGUCAGCCCAGCGAAGGUGACCGGUGUUGCAGCUUUGGUAGAUGAUAAACCGUCAAGUUAUGAUUUGGAGAAUGUUUUAGGAGGUGUCGAGGACUUUUUGAUGAGCGAUGUGUACGAUGUGGAUGAAGAAGCGAAGAGAUUAUCUGAAAACCCUAGUUUUGGGGAGAGCGGAGGAAAUACAAAGAGCCCUCAGAAGGAAGAUUCAAAGAGGAAGAGUCAGAGAAGAUACUAA